Molecule: messenger RNA, 580 nt
Organism: Mycena citricolor
Lineage: Eukaryota; Fungi; Basidiomycota; Agaricomycetes; Agaricales; Mycenaceae
Source: the annotation of a GenBank genome assembly
AUGGGUUUCCAGUCUGUUAGUAAUCAAUAUUCUUUGAUGUUUGUUGUGCUUCCCAGCUCGUCGAUUCACGCUAAUUACUCAUUGCAGUCAUGUCACUCGGGAACCGUUCUCGAUCUGCCAUACAUUGUAAUGAUUUCUUGCCUUCCAGCAAAAUCGCGCAGCUUAAUCGUCUCUCACUUGCAGUAUGACUCGCACGGGCAGCUUAGUCACGUGAGCCCACGCGCACUUGCCCGCAAAGCGGCGCCAGCGGAUGUGAUCUCGCUCUCGGGAUGCGAGGACGGAAAGACAAGUGUCGAAACAUUCAUGAACGGCCAGGCCGUCGGAGCUGCUAGUCAUGCCUUCAUUGAGGCUGUGCUGUCGAAUCCACAACAAAGCUAUCAGCAGCUGUUACAGAAUGUUCGCGUGCUGUUGAAGCCCAACUUUACUCAGAAACCCCAAUUAGGCAGUUCACAUCCGAUUGACACAUCGCUGAGGUUUAUCAUGUAGUUUAUACUUGUCGCUUGCUAUUUGCUUUCGAUUGUAUGUCUCUUGUUCUGCUGUCGUACUCUACUUUGCUGUAAUUGUAAUCCUGUGCUUGCUC